AUGACCUCCGCCCGCGUCCUCCUCCUGCCAUGCCAGCUUACCAUGCCUCUUCGUUUGGCACUUGCGCCGCCGUCCUGGGCGCUGGCGCGCGGCUACUUCCUGAUGGUCCUACAGCAGUCGCACCGCUCUUGGGCGAGAGCUGCUGCUGCUUCCUCCGCCAGCAGCUCCAGCUGUGAGCAGUAUUCGCAAGCACCCAUUGCCGCCGCUCCUGGUGCUACUUCUCCCCGUGAGGAAAAGGGAAACGGAGAACUAGAGGCGGCUGCGUGUGGCGGCGAGAAGGCCUCAGGCGCGCAGCAGGACGGCAGCACCGGCACCGGCAUCGGCGUGCUUUCCCCGCCGGCCCCUAAGGAUAGUGAGGCGCUACGGGCGGCUGCGGCGGCGGGAAGAAAAGGCCGCUCCGGCGCCCUGUCGAGGCAACGCUGCCACAUGGCGAAGCCACAGGGGAAUAAGCCUGCGCAGCCAGGUAGUCCCAAGGAAGGGUGA
This is a messenger RNA of Miscanthus lutarioriparius, 483 nucleotides long. NCBI's taxonomy places the organism in Eukaryota, Viridiplantae, Streptophyta, Magnoliopsida, Poales, Poaceae. The record is from the annotation of a GenBank genome assembly.